Nezara viridula (southern green stink bug) is the source of this 213-nucleotide messenger RNA. Lineage: Eukaryota; Metazoa; Arthropoda; Insecta; Hemiptera; Pentatomidae. The record is from the annotation of a GenBank genome assembly.
AUGUUGGGAAGCGUGGGAUACAUGAAGCAUAGGAAGUGUCUGGCUGAGGAGUUGGCAAAUGUCUCUCCGAUUAGCAUGCAAGGCUCGUUUGGUACCAACGUGCACUACUGGCAAAUCACGUCCAUCAGAUGCACAAGCGUUCCCAUGCGUAGCCUCAGCAGGCCGGAAGGAAAGGCUGCAUUCCCUCCAAGAUCUUCAUCAUCAGAUAACUGA